AUGCAGGCUUUGUUGGAAGAAAAUAACCCCGAUCGGAUACUCCUGGGGCUGGUGACGCCUCAGAUCGGAGACGAUUUCAUCGAAAAUGCAGACGAUCAGACGUUCGCACGUGCCAUAUGCGCAUUGGACCCCGAACAUUUCAUUGUGCCUUAUGGAAAGCUAUUUCGCUACUUGAAGCCGAGUCUGGAGACCCAGCCGAAAUUUCGAAUAGUCAGAUCCUUGGAAGAGCGUGUGGCUACAUUUAUCAACAUCCUCGAUUCCCUGGUCACCCAACGACAAAGACAUGGUCACUCCCUCGGCCUCGACGUCUAUCGCCAUCUGUUGCGCUGCACGGCGGCAGCUGGAGUGGGAUCAUUUGCUAGGAAUGUGUUCCGCAAAGCCAUGAGAGAAGACGACAUUGAACCUGAUUUGGAUUGUUAUAACUACUUCAUGGAGGCCCUCACCUGGAACGAGGCAUAUAACAGGCAUGAAAGGUACCGAUUACGGAUAGUCCGGCAUAACAUGUUCCGUCGGUCUUUGGAGACCAGACCGCUCGGCUUCUUUGGUCAUGGUGUCGCCUCACCCAAAAAUCCAAAAAAUGAACAGUCCAUCAGGCUCGAAACACUGGGUAUCUUCAAUGAACUGGUGAAUCAGGGCUUGAACGGCAACGAAGCGACCUUCUGCAACCUCAUGGUUGCAAUGGGUCGUGAAGGAGACCUCGGCAGCGUCAAGAGCGUCCUCAAAUCGGUGUGGAACGUAGAUGUGGACGCCUUGGACAAGUACGACGAGGAGGAACUGGAGAGUCCCACAUUUUAUGAAGAGGGCUCACCCCUCCGGCCCUCUGCACGGCUGUUAUUUACCGUCGUCCAUGUUUUCGGGACGAACAAUGAAGUCGCCUUGGGAGGCAUGCUCCUCGACUACAUCUCGCGCAACUAUAACCUGGAAAUUCCGGAAUAUAUCUGGACCCAUUUGCUGGAGUGGACUUUCGUGCUCUCAAUCCAACACAGCAAGGCUAGGAUCGAGAGAGGCCACGGUGAAGGCCGCAUUGCGCGCAGGGCAGUCGAGUCGGUCUAUCACGUCUUUCAUAACGAACCUUACAAUGUCCGACCGAAAAUCGAGGAUCUGAUAUUUCGAGUCAAAGCCAGAUCUGAAGCCAGGAAACUCUACAAGGCUGUCGAGGAUCUCCGCCAGUGUAUGGUCCUGCUUGAAGAAGAACGAACCCGCCUCUCCGAAAUGUACGACCAAAUUCGACACCUCCUUGAAGAUGCCGAUUAUCAUUACAUCUUCUAUGAUGGCUUGCCUUCCGCCGCGUUCCUCGAUUUGAAACAUAAAUAUGUGCUUGCUUCCCUUCAGCUGGAAGGUCACAUCCAACUCAUUUCUAUCGCUGUGCGCAACACGAUCAAGCGUAAAGACUGGACGUCUCAUGACGAAGGCACAGACUGGCCAUACCGAGGCAUUCCCAAUAUCAUCGCAGAGUGGACAGAUUGGUUGCCUAAUAUCAUCCCCUACUACACUCCCACAGGUCACGUAUGUAUCUGGGGAAGGGAGUCCCGGCACGCCGCCAUCCAGAGCGCGAACUCUCUCCAGACAACAAGGGCAGGCACAAUGCGUAUGCUGCUGGACUCUUAUUCACCAACUCGUCUCCGCCAUGCGGCAGGAUUUAUUCAUCGCGGGCCGACAGGGAACGCUCUGUCUAAAUUUCAAGAUGAAGUCCGCAGUGAUUCUUCGGGGCGCCUGAGUGACUGGGUCCUGCGGUUCGAGGCGGCUGUCCGUCAAGAGCGGCUGAGCGAUCGCCAGGUCGUGGGGUCGCAGGUACCCGGCCCAGACAAUAACAGCGAAGAUUGGAAGCCCUGGGGUGGGGUUACGGGGAAUAGCAAGACAGAGCGCGGACGUCGGAAAAAGGCAUCGGCGACAAGGGACGAAGAGGGGGAUGAAGACGAACACGAAGAAGGGGAAAAACAGCAGGAGUGA
Messenger RNA from Fonsecaea erecta, 1950 nucleotides. RefSeq lists its product as hypothetical. The record is from RefSeq and is a predicted model, not a curated record. Gene Ontology annotation, molecular function: protein binding. The transcript has a single exon. NCBI's taxonomy places the organism in Eukaryota, Fungi, Ascomycota, Eurotiomycetes, Chaetothyriales, Herpotrichiellaceae. The coding region runs from base 1 to 1950 and encodes 649 amino acids.